Molecule: messenger RNA, 2197 nt
Organism: Thunnus maccoyii (southern bluefin tuna)
Lineage: Eukaryota; Metazoa; Chordata; Actinopteri; Scombriformes; Scombridae
Product: transcription factor E2F3-like
Exons: 9
Coding region: 156-1925 (589 amino acids)
Biological process (GO): regulation of transcription by RNA polymerase II
Cellular component (GO): RNA polymerase II transcription regulator complex
Molecular function (GO): RNA polymerase II cis-regulatory region sequence-specific DNA binding; DNA-binding transcription factor activity, RNA polymerase II-specific; protein dimerization activity
Source: RefSeq, a predicted model, not a curated record
AGACACAUCUAUUUCCGGUCUGAAAGAGUACCUUUAAACAAAAUAUAAACAAGCUGCACUGACUGUGUACCUGCUGUUAUUCUGAAUCUUAACGGUCACUAACGGGGCUCAGAUGUGCCGUUAGCCCGGUGAGCUGCGGUCUGAGCGGCGGAGAGAUGGUGAAGUGUGUCGUCUCUGGCUGUCCGAACCGUCAGGUGGACGGUAACGUUAACGGGGAGAUCUUCAACCGACCACCGAAGAGGUUCUUCAGCUUCCCCACAGACCCCGCUCGGGUCAAGGUAUGGCUGGCAGCACUGAGGGAGAUGGACAAACAGGACUCGACUAAGCAGCGUUUAAUCUGUGAGGACCACUUCCUGCCGGAGGACAUCUCCAGCAGCGAGGUCACCAGUGAUGCCAUUCCCAUCAUGCCCCCUUGCCUGGACGGGUCUCUGGGUCUGAGCGGCACCUGGGGAGCCGAGUCCUCUGAGGAAGAGGAGCAGUGGGCCACUGGAGGCUGCGAUGAUGAUGAAGGUGGAGAUGGAGAUGCUCCUGCUGCUACAGAACCUCAAGCACAGGAUCUAAUACAGCAGGAUCCAGUUGGAGGUUUGGAGGAUCCUCCACCUGAGGAGGAGGCUGAGAAGACCAGUCCUCCCCGACGAAAGAGGAAACAAUCAGAACAGUUCAAGAAAGUUGGCAAACGAGAUGUGCCUCUGUGGCUGCUGACGGAGCGUUUCCUGAGGCUGCUGCAUGCGGCUCCCGACACAUCUAUGGACCUCUGGCAGGCCGCCGUGAGCCUGCAGACCCGCAAACGGAGACUCAACGAUAUCACCAACAUCCUGUACGGCAUCGACUUCAUCCAGAUGGAGUCGCCCAACAAUAUCAAGUGGAUAGCAACGUGUCCGAUCUCCAGCUUGCUGUCGGGGAACAAGCAGGAGAAUAAGCAGGAGAACAAGCAGGAGAACAAGCAGGAGAACCAGAGUGAGCUGGAGAACCUGAAGCUGGUGGAGGACACGCUGGACAGCCUCAUUGAAAGCUGCACCCAGGAGCUCUUCAACAUGACCGACAACGCAGAAAACGCUGCAUUUGCUUACGUGACUCACGAGGACAUCAGACGGCUCGGAGUCUUCCAGGAGCAGACGGUGAUCGUCAUUAAAGCUCCGGAGGAAACAAAACUGGAGGUUUCUGCCCCCAAAGAGGACAGCAUCCAGGUGCAUCUGAAGGCGACGAAGAGUCCCAUCACAGUGGUGUCCUGUGAGGUGGGGUCGGACGACACAGUGACCUCUGACCUCGGAGAGAUAGGCGGCGUCUUUUCAGCGCUGGAGGAGAGUCGGAUCAAGACGGCCGCGCUGCUCACAGGUGCUUCUUGUAAAAAAGGGGAUGAAGAUGAAGAGCGCACCUCCAGCGGAGUGACUCAGAGCGAAGCACCAACGACGCCGGCUCCUCUAGAAACCCAGAAAGUCGAUAGACGUGUCCAAAAAAGAACAAUGGGUCAGACGUCUGUCGGGAAGAAACUAAAAGAUGAUGCUAAAAUGGGUCGUCGGUGCCAAUCUGUCUGUUGCGUCCUGUCAGAACAACAUCAGUGCACACAGAUAAGAGAGACUGACAGGGAGUCUGUUUUCAACCACUUCUGGCAGGAAAUGGACUGCAUGCAGAGGAAGACGUACGUGGCGUCAUUGGUGGAUGUUUUCCCCGCGUGGAGACGGAGCCCCAAACUACUGCGCUCCAGGAUGUCCUCCUAUAUGCGCUACCACCUGAAAGUGAACGGAUGCAGGAUGAGAGUGUGCAAGUCCAUGUUUCUGUCCACUCUGGGGGUCAACUGGCAUUACGUCUUAGAAUGCGCCGCUGGAAAGCAGCAAGAGAAGACGGAAGUCGCGUUAAAAGCCUCUCUGUGUUCAGCUCUCAGUACGUUCGUAGCUUCUACUGAAUCUCACUGGUUUGGAGUUUAGAUUCAGAUAUCAUAUAUCUUAUUUUACUGUUUCUGAGCAUCAUCAGCUGUUUCAGAGCUGCAAGUUCCUGCUCAACGUUUCCUGCUGCUGUUUUAUAUUAAAAGCUUUCCACAGACGGACGAGCUGGAGGCUCUUAUUGUGAAGAAAUGAAGUGCGUUUGUUACCAAGUUAGCAGAGCUUCGUAUCAGACUGUCUGCUCACUUAAAGGUGCAGUGUGUAGAAUUUAGUGGCAUCUGGAGGAACGGACUUGGCAGAAAUUAAAUAUAAUAUUU